Linum tenue is the source of this 1563-nucleotide messenger RNA. The record is from the annotation of a GenBank genome assembly. NCBI's taxonomy places the organism in Eukaryota, Viridiplantae, Streptophyta, Magnoliopsida, Malpighiales, Linaceae.
AUGACGGCUUGGAAAGCUAGGACUCUUUCUCUUGCAGGCCGUGUGACUCUUGCUACUGCUGUUCUCAAUGCUAUUCCUUCCUACAUUAUUCAGACUACGAUGCUGCCUAUGUCUAUCUGUGAUCUCAUUGAUAAGAAAAUUAGGUGGUUUGUAUGGGGAUCACAGCUGGGUAGAAGGAAGGUGCUCCAAAAGAAAUACUUCCACCACAAAGAUGGGAAGAUUGUCUCAGCUAAGAAAAGCAAUCAUUCCAAUUUAUGGAAAGCUGUUAUGAAGGCGAUGCCUUACAUGAAAAAAGUCAUGGUCUGGAGCCUGAGAGAGGGAAAAGACAUAGGAUUCUGGACCCAUCCAUGGCUGAGCAACGACACCUACCUCUCGGAGUUCGCUACUAGACAGUUGACUGAGGAGGAAGCCAACUCAGCAGCUGCGGAUUGGACUACUGAAGAUGGUGAGUGGAACUGGACCAAGCUGAAGGAUUGUCUUCCUAACGAUCUCCUUGUGCACAUUGCAGGCAUGUAUGCUCCAAAAACAGGGUUGGGCGAGGACAUCACCACUUGGGGACUGGAGAAAGACGGCCGCUUCAGACUCAAAUCCGCAUAUAACCUGGUUGUUGGGCAUGUUGAGGAGGAUCAUGAAGACGGCUGGAAGAACUUAUGGAGAUGGAAAGGCCCUAACAGGGUCAAACUCUUCCUCUGGUUGGUGUCUCAUAACAGACUGCUCACGAAUUCUGAAAGGAAGAAGCGACAACUGACAACGAAUGGAAACUGCAACCACUGCACAAAUGAAGAGGAAACAGUGGAACACAUUCUGAGAAGAUGCAAGAAAGCAAAGAAGAUUUGGAUCUACUUCCAUGACAAGAUCACUUCGAAAGAUGCUAGCUUGGACUUUAAGCAAUGGAUCAAUGCUAACAUUAAGAAUGAGGAAGCCAACGCAAAUGAAAAACAGUGCAUCCUCCCUAACCAGCCUACAAAGACAAGCAGAGAACUGGCCUGGAGCCCUCCCCUUGAAGGGUGGAUUCAGGUGCAGACUGACGACUCGGUCUCCUCUCCCUCUGGUAACGCGGCAGCAGGAGGAUUGAUCAGAGAUUGGCUGGGAAGAUGCUGUGAUGCGUUCACUUGCAACCUUAGCAAGAGCUCGAUCACGCGCGCUGAACUCAAGGGCGCUGCUACAGGGCUCGACUUGGCCUGGAAUAUGGGAUACAGAAAGGUGGAGCUGAACUUAGACUCCACUACGGCAAUCAGGAUCAUCAAAAACUGGGAAGACGACAGUCAUUCCUAUGGCGUGCUAGCCUGUCAGUUUGGGAACCUCUUAAGUAGGAAUUGGACUGUUGUAGUGAAUCAUAUUUAUAGAGAAUGUAACUGUGCUGCUGACUUUUUAGCGUCCAAAGGGCACGAUAUGGAUUUUGGCACACAUCGUUUCAAUGUGUGCGACCCUCGGCUCGAUUACUGGCUUUUGUAUGACGUCAUGGGAGUUUCUACCUCCCGGAUCAUUAAUACUAUGAAGGGAAGCGUUCUGGUAGAGAAAGGAAAAUCCAAGAGGGAAGUGUUGAUUGAGUCUAGCAAGUGA